Molecule: messenger RNA, 1937 nt
Organism: Rubroshorea leprosula
Lineage: Eukaryota; Viridiplantae; Streptophyta; Magnoliopsida; Malvales; Dipterocarpaceae
Source: the annotation of a GenBank genome assembly
GAAAAAAAUUGGUGCUUCUUCCCUCUUAAUUAGACCCUAACAAUUUCUUUCAUCUCUGUAAAUUUUGAGCUACAUUCAUUAAACCCAAUUGUUGAAACCGGCGUUUUUCAGUUACAGACAGAGCAAGAAGAAAGAAAGAUUUAUUUUUGGAGAAAGGAUACUUGGCUUCUACAGAGGGGAAAGGGCACAUGUGAAUAGACCCAUAUUGAAGGAAAAGGACGAAGCUUGGUGAAGAAUGGAGAGUAAAGGUAGCAUGGUGGUGGGCAAUCAGAGAAAAGAAUUUGAAGGAAUCAAACUAGGGAAUCCCUUUACUUUCAAAGUGAUGCAAGUAUUUACUGGUUUUGGGAUUGGCUGUGGUGUUGGUAUUGGUGUUGGCCGCCCUAUAAAUCUUGGUAACGCCCAGCAGCCCUCUCCUUUCGUAGCCUUUACCGUAUGAAUUUUGUUUUCUUGUUGAGAAUAUGAACUGGGUCGGGUCGUUUAUUUCCAGCAAUGAUAGUCCUUGUCGAGAUUGGCUUCUUAAGAACCCUCGUGCAUUACCUAUGGUUGGUCAGGUCAUGAGUGCGACUAGAGGUGCCACUGAUGCAUUAUCUGGUGUCAGUAGACAUGUAAAUGAUGCUAUGAGGAAGUUCGGAGCUAAGAACAUUCAGGCAGGCAUUGGAUGUGGAGUUGGUUUUGGCCAUGGUUUCGGAAUUGGCCUUGCUGUGAAACCUGGGGUUGUGCAUCAAAUUCAGACCUGUCUUCUACAAGCUGUGACAAAAUUGACAAUGAAGUUUGGAAUGCCUCCCAAUUUACUCACCAGUCAAGGUGCCUUUCCAGUAUCUCUGCCAAGUGGCUUGACUACAAUAAAUGAGGCCUCUUUACAGACCUCUAUGGGAAGUGUCAUGCAGAUGGCACCAAAGAUACCUGAUCACCCAUUUCAAGGGCUGGCUGAACAGGGAAGCAUGGUGACAGGUUCGACUUAUGAAAGGUUUGCAUCUAGAUCUCCAGCUGAAACUUCUUUUGGUCGAACAGAAAAGGUUGUCAGCAGUUUUUUGCAGAAUCCACUAUUGAAGGAAGAUGACAACAGAGUAAAUGACCUUGCCAGUCAGUUGCGGUCUGAAAACAACAUGCUUCAAAUGGUUUUGAAACACCAGCAAGCAAUUGAGGAGCUUAUGGAAGAGAAUGAGAAGCUUCGUCGGAUACUCACAGAGGACUUGAAAGUACCACCCAGCAAGCUCCAAUCCAGUUACUCGAGUAAAAGUAAACCCCCAUGUUCAGAAUGCUUUGAAUGCCGAAGGAAACAAAGAAAAAGGAGAUGAGAACAAAUACCAUUCAAGAGCUAUACAGGAAGUUCUUACUCUUUAAGGAGACACAUUGUAUGUCCUUUUCUGCCGCAUGGUCAUCUUUAAUGAUCAUAGAUUUUGAGCCCAAGGGAGAGAUUGCAAAAGGUAAAUUCAGAUUUCCUUUGGAGAUAACUCAUUGCUGGUUAAACAUCAUAGUGUAGACCACACCAAACAUUACUGAAACUAAUCUUAAAGGACUCUAACCUUAUGUUUCCAUGUUCUUUUUUCCAUAUUUUUUCCUAUUCCUGGUGUGUCUCACAUAGUUCUUGGUGGUGGAAACUUUCGCAAGUAGCAAGCAUUUCUCUGCAUUCUUUAGCCCUCUAAACUUAACAUUUGUUGCAGUUCCGAAUGUAUGUGUACUUCUAGAAUACAGAUUACUGUUUCACAAGUCAUUCUCCAAUGUCUUUAUAAGGGCCUAUAUAGUCUAUAGGCUUUACUUCUUGCAAAAUGCUGUGAUGCGAUAAACAGUUGCAGACAAGCUAAUCUAUGCUCCUCUUUCGAAUCUACGCCAUUGACAUUGUGGUUGAGAUUUGUUGUUUGUAGACACUACAUUAACUGAGUCUGAGAUUACUUCAUUAUGAGAUCACUUCAUCAAAAUAAACAUUAUUCAUCACU